Molecule: messenger RNA, 909 nt
Organism: Sorghum bicolor (sorghum)
Lineage: Eukaryota; Viridiplantae; Streptophyta; Magnoliopsida; Poales; Poaceae
Product: GATA transcription factor 5
Exons: 1
Coding region: 1-909 (302 amino acids)
Biological process (GO): regulation of DNA-templated transcription
Molecular function (GO): sequence-specific DNA binding; zinc ion binding
Source: RefSeq, a predicted model, not a curated record
AUGAUCAGGAGACUAGCGGCGCCGGCUGCUUCGCGUAGCAUGCUUCAACUCUCGUGUCUCUCUAGUCUCGGCUUUCUCGAUGCCGGCGUCGCGGACUGCGACGGCUCGUGCGGCCUCGACGGCGGCGGCGGCCCAUGCCUCCUCCACAGCGGGCUCUGCUGCCCCGCCGAUUCGCUGGACGACACCGUCGUCAUAGAAUUCAUCAACAACGAGGAGUUCUUGGAGGACCUCGCCAUAGCGGCCUCGCUGCCGCCGGGCACGGAGUUAUUGCUGCCCACCGCCGAGCGUGGGUGCCAGGGCGUUUCCUCUGCAGACGGCGCGCCACGGCUGCCGGUGCGCUCUCCGCUGUCGUCGUCGGACAACAGCUCAUGGAUGACGUCCAGUUUGGCGGCCGAACAUCCGCCGCCGCCUCUGUCGCCGGCGGUCGUCUCGCGGCUCGUCGUGCCGAAGAGGAAACGGGACAGGUCCUCCGUCAUGCGCGGCAGGCGACCGUGGUCGCUGGACAUGCCAAACAUCCCUACACCUCACGCAGCUAACCCUAGCAGCAGCGGCGGCGGCGGCGGCAGUGAAGUCGUCCUGCAGCAGUGCCUUGUGCCGCGGCCGCCGGCGAACAGGCGGCGAGUUCAGAGGGCGUGCAGCCACUGCGACAGCACGGAGACGCCGCAGUGGCGCGCGGGACCGGACGGGCCAGGCACCCUGUGCAACGCGUGUGGCUUGCGGUACACCUUGAACAAGCUGCUGCCGGAGUACCGGCCGUCGACGAGCCCUAGCUUCCAGAGCGACAAGCACUCGAACCGACAUAGGAAGGUGGUCAAGCUAAGGGAGAGGAACGCAAAAGACACGGUGGUCAUCAGCAUGCCACCGGCGCCGCCGCCGGGCGACGGUGGUGAAUUCAUGGAUCAUUUGUGA